Messenger RNA from Monascus purpureus, 843 nucleotides. The record is from the annotation of a GenBank genome assembly. Lineage: Eukaryota; Fungi; Ascomycota; Eurotiomycetes; Eurotiales; Aspergillaceae.
AUGGUGCGUCUUUCUGUGCCGCGUUCAGCUGUCGUGUCCAGGUUGCGCGAUACCAGCAGAGCUCCCUGGCUAUAUCCUUUCCACGGCAUAUACUAUUUUGCGUCUCGUCACUUUCUCUGGCCUCUUUUUCGUGCCCGUCUACUCCCGAUCUUCUUGUUGUCGGCAUUUAUCUACACGAUCCUCUUUCUCUUCGCAUACUUACCUCAGGUAGCGUUUCUAGCUAUCUUCCAGGGCCGCGGUGCUUGGGUCAGUGGUGUCUUCUUGGUCUUGGGCGAGGGAGCCGCUAUAGUAGCGGCCCUGUUCGAAGCAUUUUUUGUUGACGAGACCCUGGUUGAUAUCUUCGAUGCCGUGUUUGUAAAUGAGGGCUAUGAGGAACUCGUGGGCACCGCAAGGCUCUUGAACCCAGAAGCGGAGAACGCUGCGAAGAAAUUGGGAAAGCCUACUACAAGCGCUGUCUAUGCUCCUUUCUCUCUUCGUCAGAUCGUGGAGUUUGUUCUUCUCCUCCCGCUGACUUUCGUUCCCGUGGCUGGGAUCCCCAUAUUUCUCGUGUUAACAGGAUAUCGAGGGGGGCCGUUCCAUCACUGGAGAUACUUUAAAUUGCUGGGUCUGUCAAAGAAGGAGAGAAAGGCGAGCAUUCGCAGACGUCAGUUGCAGUAUACCACUUUUGGGACCGUCGCCUUGCUUCUUCAGUUAGUUCCUGUGUUGUCUAUGUGCUUCCUGAUGACUACUGCUGCUGGUGCUGCUCUUUGGGCGGUUGACAUUGAACGGAAACGGUGUCUUUCGGAGACAGACCGCGAGGCCGGGGAUAGGGAUAGUGGCUAUCAUGAUGACCCAACAAUGUGA